Molecule: messenger RNA, 2284 nt
Organism: Purpureocillium takamizusanense
Lineage: Eukaryota; Fungi; Ascomycota; Sordariomycetes; Hypocreales; Ophiocordycipitaceae
Exons: 4
Coding region: 56-1399 (447 amino acids)
Cellular component (GO): TRAPP complex; Golgi apparatus
Molecular function (GO): protein binding
Source: RefSeq, a predicted model, not a curated record
UCACCUCCAUCAAUGCCCAUCGCAACACCAAACCACGCCUCAUGACCCUAUCGCCAUGAGCCAGCCGCCCGCCACGCCCUCCGCGGGCCACUCCAGGAACAAACCUUCCGUCACAGCCUCCUCGAGACCACGUUCCUCGACCAAGGGGCCCCUCGACGCCGACGACCAUCAUCCUCAGACGUCGCCGUCGACGCCUCAGUCCCAGCCUAGCCCGCGGGCGGGCCAGACGCCGUGGUCAGCGCAGCACCAGCAGCAGCAUCAACAGCACCAGCAGCUGCCGAGACGGACGGCCUCUCGCAAUGUCGCCUCGCCCGCUGUCACGCCCGUCGGCGCAGCGCGCGCGAAAGACUUCUCCUUCCUCCUGCGCCCAGACAUCUACCAUCCGCUGACGCCGCUCAACGUACCCCAGGCCUUUCGCAACUCGCCCAAGCAGCCCGAUCCGACGGCCUCGCUCGACGAGCUGCUCGCCAGGGGCCACUUCCGCGCCGCCGCCAUCGCUGCCGUCCAGCAGCUCACGGGAUCGGGCCUCGACGGCGACGGCGUGGACCCCACAGACGCGGACCGCAUCUUCAGCCUGCUCUACACGAGGCUGGCGUGCCUGACGCUCAUCGACGCCACCCCCCUGGCCGCACACGAGGUCAAGGCUCUCGAGGACCUCAACAACGCCCGCGCCUACGUGGAUGAUGCGACGGGCGAGCACCUCGUGCCCUGGGAGCUGCGCGUCCUCAACGUCCGCCUGCAGUCGCUGGGGUUCAACGACCCGCGGCGCGCCGUCAUGAGCUACCACGAGCUGGCCCGCGAGGCCCGCGACCGAGCCAAACGCGAUGGCGCGGCGCGCGAUCUGUGGCGAGCGCGUCUGCACGAUCUGGGAAUCAAGGUCGCCGGCGCCCUCGUCGACAUGGGCGAUCUGCCGGGCGCCGCGCACCACCUCGCCGGCCUACACGAUACGGGCGACGCCAAGGUCGUGCUGUCGCGGGCCCUGCUAUGGCUGCGCCUGGGUGACGCCGACAGAGCGCGGGCUUGUGUGGCCCAGUGCGCUGACGCGCCCCGACUGGAGCAGCUGGUGCUAGCGCUGUGCGACAUGGCCGAUGCCGACUACGUGGCGGCCCUGGCCCGAUGGCAGGAGCUACGUGAAGCUCUGCCAGGCGAUGAGAUGGUUGGCGUUAACACGGCGGUUUGUUUGCUGUACCUGGGCCGCAUGCACGAGGGUCGGGAAAUCCUCGAGGGACUCGUCGCGGCGGGACAGUCAUCGCACACACUUCUCUUCAACCUGUCAACCAUGUACGAGCUAUGCACGGAGCGCAAUCGCAACCUCAAGCUGAAACUGGCGGAGAGGGUGGCCGCCAUGGACGAGUCGCCGUCGGGAUGGGAACGCAUGAACGCCGACUUUAAGCUCUAGACGACGCCGUCAGCACUACGGGAGAUCAGCCGCGGUGUACAGUCUAAGGCGUCUAUGUGUUGUUCUACCCUGCUCCGUACAUGGUCUUUUACUCGGUCGGGCGCAAAUUGUUGCGGAUCUCGGCCACGUCCGCGUCAGAGAAGCCUAGAUGGUCCUUCAUGUACCCCUCGGCGCCUCCAUACUCGCUGCGCAGACGCUCGACGAAGCGCUUCAUGACGGCAGCGUACGUGCCGAGCAUCUCCCUCAUGCCGGGCGCCUCGAUGGCCACGGCCGCCUCGUCGGCCGAGUACCGCUUGUCCUUGUCGGCAUCACCACCGCCCAUCACGACGCGGGGAUCCGGGGCCGCGGUGGGGGCGCCAACACCGAAGCUGCGAAGGGCGAGGGGGAGCAGCUUCUCGCGCCAGGGCUCGGUGCCGAUGCGGGUGAGAGCGUACUCGUCGGCGAUGACGUCGGCGGGGGCGCCCAUGAGGUCGAGGAUGAGGGCGGCCAUGACGCCGGUGCGGUCCUUGCCGGCUGCAAAGAACGGGUCAGCGACUGCCUGUCAGUCGUUCGGCCUGCUAAGUAUUUAUAGACAGCACAUGUCCCACGGAUAUCAAUUGGCGAGGCACACUCACCCGUGCAGUGGAAUAGCACAGCGUCGCCCUCGCCCGCCGUUCGCAACGCCUCCAACACAGCCCUGAACCCCGUCGUGUACCCCUUGAGCACAGCGUCGUACAUGACAUCGUAGCCCGCGCUCAGGCUCACCCCCUCGCGCGCCACAAAGUCGGCGGGUCCCAUCUGCCGCGGCUUCUCCCUGCCGUCCAUGUACGGGCACGACAGGAGCGUCACGCCCGCUCCGUCGCUGCCGCCGCCAUCAUCGCCAUCACCGUCACCGUCACCGUCACC